GGCUGGGUCUGGGACUAGUCCUGGAUCUGCAGCCAGGGGCCCCGUGCAGGGGGGCAGGCCGGGUCCAAAGGGCGCCUGGGCAAAGGUCAGCCCGGACGGCGGCAGGCUGGCUGGAGGGCCACAGGGGCACCAAAGAUGGCCCAGGACCCCGGCCGGAGGAGGAGGGUGGGCCUGCUGGGCUACGGGCGCCUUGGUCAGGCCCUGGCGGCCCGGCUGCUGGCAGAGGGGCCUCGGCAGGGCCUGGAGCUUGCCUUUGUCUGGAAUCGGGACCCCAGGAGGCUGCAGAGCGCUGUGCCCCCUGCCCUGCGGCUCUCUGAGCUCAGUGCCCUGGGGGAUAGGAGCCCAGACCUGGUGGUUGAGGUCGCUCAUCCCCAAGUCAUCCACGACUUUGGGGCUCAGAUCCUGAGCCACGCGGACCUCUUGGUGAGGCCUUGGGCAAGUCCUUUCCCCUGGGGCCUCCUGUUCCUCUCCCCCAGCUCUAGGGUUCUCUUUAAGCCCCCAGGAGAUCCGGCCCGCAGCCCCUCUGCCCCUGCUUACUAUCCAGUGCUGAGGCCCUGCUAG
This is a messenger RNA of Gracilinanus agilis (Agile Gracile Mouse Opossum), 561 nucleotides long. RefSeq names its product putative L-aspartate dehydrogenase. The coding region runs from base 136 to 561 and encodes 141 amino acids. The record is from RefSeq and is a predicted model, not a curated record. Gene Ontology annotation, molecular function: oxidoreductase activity; NADP binding. Lineage: Eukaryota; Metazoa; Chordata; Mammalia; Didelphimorphia; Didelphidae. The transcript has 3 exons.